Molecule: messenger RNA, 1462 nt
Organism: Centropristis striata (black sea bass)
Lineage: Eukaryota; Metazoa; Chordata; Actinopteri; Perciformes; Serranidae
Gene: eif3i
Product: eukaryotic translation initiation factor 3, subunit I
Exons: 11
Coding region: 134-1111 (325 amino acids)
Biological process (GO): cytoplasmic translational initiation
Cellular component (GO): cytoplasm; eukaryotic translation initiation factor 3 complex, eIF3m
Molecular function (GO): protein binding; RNA binding; translation initiation factor activity
Source: RefSeq, a predicted model, not a curated record
UUUUGCACCGGAAGUACGUCACCUUCCUCUUCCGCCGCGGCUCCGGCGCCUGAAACACGAGUGUUCAUCUUUUCUCUCAUUACGGGAGGCGCAGUGAAUAAACUGGACCGAGUGGCGACACAAAGCUGACAGAAUGAAACCCAUCCUGCUCCAGGGCCAUGAGAGGUCCAUCACUCAAAUCAAGUACAACAGAGAAGGAGACCUGCUCUUCUCUGUAGCUAAAGACACGGUCGCCAACGUGUGGUACUCUGUCAAUGGCGAGAGGCUCGGCACCUACAAUGGACACACAGGAGCUGUGUGGUGUGUUGACUGUGACUGGGACACUAAGAACGUAUUGACAGGAUCAGCAGACAACAGCUGUAGACUGUGGGACUGUGAGACUGGUAAACAGCUGGCCCUGCUCAACACCAACUCUGCUGUCAGGACGUGCGGCUUCGACUUCAGCGGCAACAUCAUCAUGUUCUCCACAGACAAGCAGAUGGGUUACCAGUGCUUCUUGAACUUCUUUGACCUGAGAGAUCCACAGCAGAUUGAAGACAACCAGCCCUACCUGUCCAUACCCUGCAGUGACCACAAGAUCACCAGUGCUGUGUGGGGACCCCUGGGAGAGUUUGUCAUUGCUGGCCAUGAGAACGGAGAGAUCAACCAGUUCAGCGCCAAGUCUGGAGAGAUCCUGAAGAAAGCCAAGGAGCACACCAAACAGAUCAACGACAUCCAGACGUCAGUGGAUCUCACCAUGUUCAUCACUGCCUCCAAAGACAACAGUGCUAAGCUGUUUGACUCUGCUUCUCUGGAUCACAUCAAGACCUUCAAGACAGAGAGACCCGUCAACUCCGCCGCCAUCUCUCCCAUCAUGGACCAUGUGGUGAUGGGAGGUGGACAGGAGGCCAUGGAGGUCACCACUACCUCCACCAGGAUCGGCAAGUUCGAGGCCAGGUUCUUCCAUGCUGCCUAUGAAGAGGAGUUUGGCAGGGUCAAAGGUCAUUUCGGCCCCAUCAACUGUGUGGCAUUCCACCCGGAUGGCAAGAGUUACAGCAGUGGAGGAGAGGACGGAUACACCAGGAUUCAUUACUUUGACCCACAGUACUUUGAUUUUGAACUGGAGGCAUAAACACUCAGCUCCCUCAACACACGGCUUCAGCUAACCGGCUACUGACGGCAGCCUCGCCUCCUUCCCUUCAUCUGAUCUCUAAUCAGUUUUACUUCAGGUAAAGAUAAAGAGGUGACACAAGGGUUUCUGGUCUUUUUUUUCCUAAAAGUCAUUUUUCUAACAUCACCCGGACACCAUCUCGGUGGGAUCAGAGGCAGUUUUUGUACCCUGGAUGUGGAGCCAAUAUGACUGGACUUCAAAACCCACAAUCCCCAAGUCUAUUUAAUCUGCUUUUACAAAUAAGUAGAAUUGAAGUUGAUAUAUUUCCUGUUGCCAUUCCACCACAAGUCACCAUAAAAUUAUUGAAUUCAA